Molecule: messenger RNA, 1845 nt
Organism: Kazachstania africana CBS 2517
Lineage: Eukaryota; Fungi; Ascomycota; Saccharomycetes; Saccharomycetales; Saccharomycetaceae
Gene: LEU9
Product: 2-isopropylmalate synthase LEU9
Exons: 1
Coding region: 1-1845 (614 amino acids)
Biological process (GO): L-leucine biosynthetic process
Cellular component (GO): mitochondrion
Molecular function (GO): 2-isopropylmalate synthase activity
Source: RefSeq, a predicted model, not a curated record
AUGGUAAAACCUGCAGUUAUAAAUCUAGCUGAGUAUGCUAGUCGGGCGCAAAAGACUAUCAAACCUGUAACUUUAACUUACAGAAAUAUGCUAAAAGAUCCUUCUACUAAAUAUAAACCAUUCAAAGCUCCCAUCCUUAAAAAUAGGAAAUGGCCAGAUAAUAGAAUAACUAAGGCUCCACGCUGGCUUUCUACCGAUCUUAGGGAUGGUAACCAAUCUCUACCUGAUCCAAUGUCUGUAGAACAGAAGAAGGAAUAUUUCCAUAAAUUAGUAGAAAUGGGAUUUAAAGAAAUUGAAGUUGCUUUCCCAUCUGCAUCACAAACUGAUUUCGAUUUUACAAGAUACGCUGUUGAAAAUGCUCCUGAUGAUGUCACUAUACAAGCAUUAGUCCAAUCUCGUGAACAUCUUGUCAAGAGAACCAUUGAAGCUUUAACUGGUGCAAAGAGGGCCACUGUACAUACAUAUUUGGCUACCAGUGAUAUGUUCCGAGAAAUUGUCUUCAAUAUGUCUCAAGAGGAAGCAAUUGCUAAAGCUGUUGAAACUACUAAAUUAGUUAGAAAGUUGACGAAAGAUGAUCCAACUCAACAAGCUACCCAUUGGACGUACGAAUUUUCUCCAGAAUGUUUUACUGAUACUUCACCAGAGUUUGCAGUCCAGAUCUGUGAAGCAGUUAAGGCCGUUUGGGAACCAACGGAAGAUAAUCCAAUCAUUUUCAAUCUACCAGCUACUGUUGAAAUAGCUACUCCAAAUAUUUACGCUGAUCAAAUCGAAUAUUUCGCUACUCACAUCUCUGAACGUAAUAAAGUUUGCAUUUCAACUCAUUGCCACAAUGAUCGUGGAUGUGGUGUUGCUGCUACCGAACUUGCUUUAUUAGCAGGUGCUGAUCGUGUCGAAGGUUGUCUUUUUGGUAAUGGUGAACGUACAGGUAACGUUGACUUAGUUACUGUAGCAUUAAACAUGUACGUUCAAGGUGUCUCUCCAAAUUUGGAUCUUUCCGAUAUUACAUCAGUUGUUGAAGUUGUGGAACGUUGCAACAAGAUUCCUAUUUCAGAAAGAGCUCCAUAUGGUGGUGAUCUAGUUGUUUGUGCAUUCUCAGGAUCUCAUCAAGAUGCUAUUAAGAAAGGUUUCGCUCUACAAGAAAAGAAGAAGAAACAAGGUGAACAUCUAUGGAGAAUUCCAUAUCUUCCAUUGGAUCCAAAGGAUAUUGGUCGUGAUUAUGAAGCUGUUAUUAGAGUCAACUCACAAUCUGGUAAGGGUGGUGCCGCUUGGGUUAUCUUGAGAUCUCUAGGUCUAGAUCUUCCAAGAAGCAUGCAGAUCGAGUUCUCCACCUGCGUCCAAAAUAGUGCUGACGCUCUAGGAAGAGAAUUGAAGGCCGACGAAAUCACUAAUUUGUUGAAGGAUACUUACAACUACAAUAAUGAACGCCAUAGAUACUUAACUUUAGUGGAUUAUAAUGUCGAAAAAGUUGAUGGUGACCGUAGAGUUUUAACUGGUCAAGUUGAAUUCAACAACACUAUUGUCAACAUUCAGGGUUCUGGUAAUGGUCCUAUUUCCUCUUUGGUCGACGCUCUAUCCAACUUGUUAGACGUCAAUUUGAAUGUUGAAAACUAUACUGAACACGCUGUCGGUUCCGGUUCCAACACUAAGGCCGCUUCUUACGUUCAACUACGUUACAGACGUGACUCCGACAAUGAACAAGCUGCCCAAUGGGGUAUUGGUCUUUCUGAGGAUGUUGGUGAUUCUUCGGUACAAGCCAUUUUCUCUACCGUGAACAAUAUUAUCCAUAAAAACGAAAUCGCUCUACCAGAUGCCAACUCUAAAAAGAACGAAGCCUCCUCCGCUUAA